This is a messenger RNA of Melopsittacus undulatus (budgerigar), 1783 nucleotides long. It is a transcript of the gene UQCC4, whose product is annotated as ubiquinol-cytochrome c reductase complex assembly factor 4. NCBI's taxonomy places the organism in Eukaryota, Metazoa, Chordata, Aves, Psittaciformes, Psittaculidae. The transcript is spliced from 2 exons. The record is from RefSeq and is a predicted model, not a curated record. The coding region runs from base 3 to 359 and encodes 118 amino acids.
GCAUGAGCUGGGCGCUGGGCUGGCGGACGCGGCUCCUGCGCUCGCCGGGCAGCCGGCGGUGGCUGGCGCGGCCGCGGGGCCCGGAGCCGGAGGACGGGGCGCCCAUCCUCUUCUCCACCAGCAAGGCCAGCCCGCGGGUGUGGAGCGUCAGCCAGUCCAUGGGGAGCGACCACGAGAGGCCGUGGGUGAAGGUGCUGCCCGUCAGCCUCGUGUGCACUGGGUUCCUGCUCUGGUGUGUGUUCAGGGAACCAACGGAGAUCGAUGAGCGACUGGAAGCAGUUUUCUCUGGUCAGGUGACGGACUCUUCAGAUGUGGCGCAGAGAAGCGACCCUCCCUUGCAACUUCAGAAGGAGAAAUGAGGAGGACGGGAAUGCGGCUGCAGUGAAGGAGCUGCCAAAAGUUUGCUGGCAUUCACUGUACUAGCAGUGUAAUGGGAGAACUUGUUUUUGCAGGCUUGCCUUACAAGCUUGAUUCCUUCAUGUGUCGUGCUGCUUUCAGUGCUGGUUUUAGUAAUCUAAGCUGGUAGCACAGAGAAUAGAUUAUUCUUGCACUGCGCCAUAGGGGUGGACAGGAUGUAUUGAAAAUCAACUUGCAUUUGAAGAUACAUUUUAUACAACCCAUCUCUUCUUCGUGGAUCAUUUUUCUUACAUCCACAGUAUAUUAGAAUAUCAAAGCUGUAAGUCUGUGAAAUUGUUGCUGAAGGUGACCUUCAUUUGACAUUUUGCUAGUCACAGAGUAUAUGCAACUUGCAUUGAAGACAACUGUAAGUGUACGUUUCAUUAAUAUGUGAUUCUGUAUUCUGUUUUUUGGGGGAGGGUUUUGUUUUUUGUUGUAAUUCUACUAAAUGGUGUAGAAAUCAUCUUCAACCCUUAAUGCAUACUUGGUGCUUGCUUUCUGACUAUAACCUUUUGGGCAUGCCUGAUUUAGAUUAUCAUUACUCAGAGGAGAGGCUUUGUAGGUGUCAUGGUUUGAGCAUGUUUUGAGGUAUUUGAACAAAAACACCCUCAAAACAUGCUCAAACCAUGACAGUAGGGAAUUGAGAUGAUUUAGUUGCAAUGUGUUAGGAGGAAACCCUUCGUUUCAUGAACAACGUAGUAUGUUUUUUCCUUAUAUCAAUACUCAAACUUGCACACUCUGGACGCUUUUCAUGGAGAGGAGGAAUUUAAGCUACUCCUACAACCUAUUUCCCUUCAAAGUUAGAGGCAUUCCUUUUAAGCUUCCUAAUGUAAAAAUGUAAAACUUUAUGUGCCAUUAAAAUACUUAAUCUUUAAAAAGAAAAGAAAAUAAAUAAACCCAAAACACCAUCACCACCACCUCCCACAACAACCAGUAACUCCAACCAUGGCAGCAGCCGGUAAGACUACAGCGAAAACUGUCACAGCAUCAUGUUUGUCUGACACUGCCGAAGAGUCUCUAUGCGCACUAUGCUUUAAUUUUGCUGUUGAGCAAAAUCAGGACAUCCAGGUGUUGCUUAAUAAUUGAGUAUGGUUGGUUUGCUACUGCCAUGAGGUUUAAUUAGUUCUAGGAUUCAAUUUCUACUGCAGUAGAUUGUUGCAACUGAGAUAUGCUCAUUCGGGCAUCCUGGCGAAUAAAAGUGAUUCUAGAUUAUAUUGCCCUAACGUGUAAUGCCUGUUACUCUGACUACUUCGCUUUCUGCACGUUCUUUAAAUCAAUGCACCCAGCAAUGUACUAAUUGUAUUUGAGGAAAUAAAAGAGCUGCCUCUUUGUGCGUGCCUUAUUUUUGGGUAAUGAUAGGUGUUUAAUAAAGAUGAUUACCUAUAAA